Molecule: messenger RNA, 778 nt
Organism: Rhopalosiphum maidis (corn leaf aphid)
Lineage: Eukaryota; Metazoa; Arthropoda; Insecta; Hemiptera; Aphididae
Product: papain inhibitor-like
Exons: 1
Coding region: 66-629 (187 amino acids)
Source: RefSeq, a predicted model, not a curated record
UCGAUGAUUUUGAUUUUUAAUAUUUCAUAUUUCACGGUAUAAAAAUUAGAUUAUAAACCAAUAAUAUGAACCGUGGAUUCAUAUCUUCCCCGUCGGUGGUAGUUUAUAUUAUACUCGCGCUGACCGCCGCCAUCUGCGUACAUUCUACGGGUGCAGAGUGCUGGGACACGGGUUGUCAAUUGAACUCGUGGUUGAUCAAAGGUUGCGAGUAUUACGGUAUGACCGAGACCAAGCGCAAGUCGUGCGAAGACAAUCGAGCGGGAUACGUGUAUUCCUGUUGUCACCAAUCGAAUUCGAUAGAUUCCUCGGAUGUACAGCAACUGAACAAAUUCGGAGACCUCACCUACUACAAUUUGGGGUUGACAGCAUGCGGUCAAGUCUACACCGACGAAGAAAUGGUUGCGGCAAUAGCGUUCGGUCAUUUCACCACUCCGAAUCCUAAUUUAGAUCCCAUGUGUGGCAAACAGGUUAAAGUAAUGGACCCAACUACGUUGAAAUCUAUAGUAGUGACUGUGAGAGACAAAUGCGAAGCCUGCAAGAUGAAUGAUAUCGAUGUGUCUCCGUCUGCAUUUGAAAAACUUAAACCAAAAACUGUUGGUAGAUUCAAAGUCGUUUGGGAUUUUAUUUGAUAUACAUUAUAUAUGGUGUAGUCGUAUGGGCUGUACUUUAUAGUUUAAAUUUGAGUGUGUAUUGUAAAUAUAGUGUACAUAUAGGUAUCUGAUAAUAUUUAUAUAUACUUAAAUAAUAGUAGAUCCUAUACCGAUCCUACCGAUUUCUG